AUGUCAACAGAUAAUGAAGAGAACAGCUCAUCGUCACCGAACAGUUCGUCGAGUGAUGAAGGCGAUGCUCCUGCCCAAGGCCACGCGCAGCAGCUACAUCAAACACCGAAUGGAAGUCCAACAAGUUCAAACCAAAGUCGAAGUCCAAGCGAAAGCUCAAGUGACAAUGGUGAAUCUGCACAAGGAUUGGGAGGUCAGUCGACCCCGAGAUUGUCUCCGGAAGCUGAAGAUUCAGAUGCUUUACGUGAUCCGAUAAGAGUCAGCUCAUCUAUGGAUCAGGAGGUAGCUCGUGGUGCAGACUCACCGUGUGUUUCUCCUGCUCAUGGACACGAAGUGGACGAUUCGUCGAUUCAUAGUGAUGAGCAUGAAGCUAGAACUGAAAAUGACACUGGAGCAGGUUCACCAGCUGGAGAAGAUGAACAUUUAGAAGGAGGGAAUGCUUCGUCAUCUGAUGAUGAUGAGCAAUAUGGUAAGGGAGAGAGCAGUGAACAAAAGGUGAAAGGCAGUUCAGAUUCAGAUGAAGAUUUCGAUGCGAAAGUAGCAACGACAGCCACCUCGGUGUCGAAAUCUGAAGAACCGUCCGAGAAAAGCGAUAAUGAUGAAUUGAGUGAUAGCAAUGAGCAUCCAACCAAACAAAGAAGCGCUCAUUUCUUUCUGGGUGGUUCAGAAGAGCCCGAUAGUAGCCGAUCACCGCCCUCAGAACGUCAGCCCGAACGUGAAGUGGUCUCAAAGAAAAGAUUGGUGUUGUCGUCAUCUGAUGACGAGAAUGAAGGUGCGUAUGGUUCACCAGCAGCUCAUCGUGAUAAGAAAGAGGCAACUGGGGGAUUGGACGAUAUUGAUUUAAGUGAUAGCAGUGAUGGGAGUAGCAGUCGUGAGGAUAAAAGCGGUCGCGGUCGAGGUAGCGACAAGGACGAUGAUGACAGUGAUCAGAGUGCGAAUCACAAUAGAAAGGAUUUCACUGAAGAUGAUAUUGUUGGACCACGGCUCUAUCCAGAUCCAGAAACAGCAGAAGAGGAGGACGAACGCCCUGAGCCGACGAUCGUCGAAGUGAAUACGGCGCGAAUAUGUCCGAAUAUCAAGGAGCAGGGAUUAUACUUCGUCAAAUUUCCAAAUUUUUUGUCGAUUGAACCACGUCCAUUCGAUCACGAGCAUUAUGAAGAUGAAUUCGAUGAAGAUGACUUGUUGGAUGAAGAAGGUAGAGCCAGGCUGAAACUACGGGUUGAAAAUACAAUUCGGUGGCGGUAUGCGUUCGAUGAUGCCGGCAAUAUUGUGAAGUUGAGCAAUUCCAAAGUAGUGCGAUGGUCGGAUGGAACAAUGUCGCUGUAUUUGGGAAAUGAGGUGUUUGACGUUCAAACGCAGCCGAUGCAACAUGACAAUCAUCUGUUCAUGCGACAGGGUGCUGGCUUGCAGGGACACGCUGUCUUUAAAGAGAAAUUAACAUUCCGUCCGAUAUCAACGGAUUCAAUAACACAUCGCAAGGUAACGCUUUCGAUGGCUGAUCGUUCGAAUAAAUCGCAACGGGUUAAAGUUCUGAAUGCAGUAGGCAUGGACCCUGAAUCGCAGAAAGCGGAAUUGGUACGUCGUGAAGAGGAACGCUUGCGAGCACAAAACAGACGUGAGGCGCAGAUGCGACGUAAUCGGGCGAGACCCUCGACGAGGAUGGGCUUGUCGUCGGAUUUCUUGGAAGGACGAGAGAGGGAGGAUGAUUCUGAUGCCGACGAAUCAAUCUCGGCUAUUAAGAGCCGUUAUAAAAAUCGAUAUGACGAUGGUCCUUUGAUCGGACAUUCAGACUCGGAGGAUUCUGACGCGAAACGCGUGCAUGAUGACAAGAGUAGCAGCGACAGUGACACUGUUCGGGAACAGAAGAAACAAAAAAAGAAGAAGAAAAUUAUUGAGGAUGACGAUGAAGAUGAGAACUGA
Messenger RNA from Anisakis simplex (herring worm), 1920 nucleotides. NCBI's taxonomy places the organism in Eukaryota, Metazoa, Nematoda, Chromadorea, Rhabditida, Anisakidae. The record is from the annotation of a GenBank genome assembly.